Molecule: messenger RNA, 6676 nt
Organism: Paramormyrops kingsleyae
Lineage: Eukaryota; Metazoa; Chordata; Actinopteri; Osteoglossiformes; Mormyridae
Gene: mideasb
Product: mitotic deacetylase associated SANT domain protein b
Biological process (GO): regulation of transcription by RNA polymerase II; negative regulation of DNA-templated transcription
Cellular component (GO): histone deacetylase complex; transcription regulator complex
Molecular function (GO): transcription corepressor activity
Source: RefSeq, a predicted model, not a curated record
GACCCAUCCUGUCUCAGCAUUAGAAAAUUGAAUACCAGUUUCUCAAUAACAGUCAACACUUCCAUAGAGAAUAAUAAGUUCUUCUCACCUGAGGGCAAAUAACUUCACAUGUGAUGUGACUUUUUGAAAAAGAGAACUUCUGACGAUGGUAAUAUCUUCACCGUUUUGUCUCAUUUUCAUAUCACUUUAAUUGUACCUCGCAUGUGUCUGCUUGAUAAUGGCAACGGAAUAUUGGGGGCGAUCAUCCUGUCAAAUGGGGAGUCACUUAUGAAACACCUGUUAAUAUUUAAUAUUAAAAUGUUUUGAUCGAUCUUCACAGAUUCUUUUAAGUCACUGUUCAUCAUUUGAGCCUGUUGCGGUUCUUCUGUCCAACCUUCAGCAUGUCUGUUAUAAAGUUCUGAGAACUUCCUAGGAACCUUGGUCAGCCUCUGUGUAGGAGUAAUGUUGGAGUAUUACAGUGUGACGUUGCCUGUGAGAUGAGCUUCUUGUGAAGCAUCUGUCGAGUAACCUGUGUUUCUGAUUUGUAUUCGGUCAUUUAAUCAUGUUUGUUUAGUCUAUUGAUGCAUCUUAUAUUUACUAUUUAUAUAUAUACUUUAUGCAGGGUGAUUACGGUAUAAUAUGUUAGCUAGAUACUUCUUUAAACUUAAAAUGUCAUAACUGUCACAAUCCUAUCUGUAUUAUUACUAUUAAUAUGUCAUCAUCAUCAUCAUCAUCAUCAUCAUCAAACUAGCACCUCGUCCAAUACCAUUCAGGCUGUGUUCCUCAGAUCAACAUUGUGGUUUUUUCAAGAAUUGCAGCUUGAUUGAAAUAAGCCUUUGGUUUUGAAAUUAAUAAUGCUUUAAAAAGCUGUUUCUGAUACUAUGCAAGUGUAACUCGGGGUGGGAUUUUAUCAUAUAGAAUUAAAAUUACCGGGACGAAUCGCAGGAACAAACAAACAAGUGAUUUUACCUUCAGUUUUUGAACGGCUGUAGCUGGUGGAAUUUUCUCGCUGGAAGGCAAUAGGGACUCAUGGUAAUUCGGAGUAACUGCACAUGGAAGGGAAGAGCCUUAUAUGGACAUGGAAGUAGGCGUGGCGAACGGACUGGGCCGGAUCACAAGACCUCAGUUGAAACAAAAAAUAGGGCUCCUGUGUGAGCAGUUACCGUGGAAAACGGCAGUAGAUUACGUGUAAGCAGAGUGUGAUUCGGUGUAUACGUUUAUUGCAACUUAAAGAGUAGUAAUAUGCAUUAAGGUAACAACUUAAUGCGUAUUUUAAAAUUGUUUCUCGGCUUCAAUUGCAUGUUUCCAGUUAUUUCUGCGCAGUAUGUAUUUCUAUUCACUUGAGGGGAAAAUAAUACUGUGAGGUCAGAUCAGCAUGACUCAACCUUUGAGGUGCAUGCAGUCAUUGCCCUUCUGUGCUGAGAGGAGCGCACUAGGGACUUAAAGAGGAGCACUGCAAUGAAGGGUGUUACUCAUGACUGAAAGGCACAAGGGGACCGUCAGACAUCUCAAUCCGGCUCUUCCACCCUGGAAGAGCAGGGGGUGUGAUCCCCCAUCUUCCGGCCCUCUCCGCCGUGGAGCUUGGUGGUGGCUUCUCGUUUGUCACUGCUGCUAAACAAGCACCGACACAAACAUAUGCAAACCCAUGGACUAGUCGGCGUUAGUUUUUUGACUGGGUUUUGAAACCACCCUGUCCUCUUCCUCCUCGACCUCCCCCCCCUCCCGACAAACUUGGGAUUACCCAUUGUUAGUAGAUGAUUUAGCCAUGAGCCUGCCGCCUCAGCCGAAGGCUAACCCCAAAAGGACAGGGAAGCGUAUCUCGUUCUUUAAUGACCAGGGUCUGGCCAAAAAGGACUCAGCUGCUGAAGGCUCUUUCUAUGACUUGGAAAAUCCUUCCAUGGAAUCGGUGCACAGUGACGUUCCAGGUCAGGCUUCCCAUUCUGAGGGGUCACAUGUGUACAACUCGGUCAUCUUUAGCCCCGAUAAGGGUGAGCAAAGACGAGGGCAUUACCAGCAGACUGUUCCAAUAAAAUGGACGCAGCCGGACUCGUCUAGACAGCCGGGUUGGACUCGGGGGGUGCCUAUCAACUCCUGGAGUCAAAACAUUGCCUCAUAUUUAGGAGGCAUCAACAUGAAUGAGUCACGCAUGCAGCCUGCUUACCCCGAGUCAUUACUCGAAGAGCCUCUGCAGCAGCAGCAGAGAGGAGCAGCGGAGAAGCAGCUGGCCAACUCCCUCAACACCUACAGGGAUUCUGCCAAAGCCCUGGGUGUGGAAUGGGAGCAGCAGCAAGCGGUGGCUUCUCUCCAGCAUGUCCCCGUGCAGCAGGGCCAUGCCACGGUCCUGCAGAGCCAGUCCCUCGCCGUCUCUCGUGCUGCGACCAGCUCUGUGCUGCAGCCCUUCCAGGUGGCGUUCGGUCAGCCCAAGCAGCCCCUCUCCCACGGCUUUUACCAGGUGUUCCAGGACAGUAGGACGUUGCCCAACCUGAACUAUAGCGGGCAGCCAAAGUUCCAAAAUCAGUUUCAGCAACAGGAGCUGCUGCAGAAUCAGCAGCUACAUCAGCGGCAGCGGCAAAUUCCGCACAAGCAGCAAGAAAUGCAAGAAGACCAGCAGUUUCUCAGUUAUUUCCCCGGCACAUCACUGCCCAGUGCACACACAAACCCCCACCCUCAGCAGCAGCCCCCGCAAGCUCUAGGCUCCCAUACUGUGGCACACGAACCUGCCUCCCAGCCUCCUGCAGAGUGUCUGGAUUCUGAUGUCCAGAAGUUCUCAUCCAACCCUCAGCUGCCCUCCGAGGAGCCCCAGCCCGCCCCCCGCAGGUCCCGUCGCCUCUCCAAGGAGGGCGCCCCCGCAGCCGCCGCGAUGCCCGGCAAUCGCCCAGCUCACGGGACCCAAGGAUCCCUCAAUGGUAAUGCUGAAGGAGUGAAAGUGCUGAUGGAAGAGGAAAUGCAGGCUGCAGCGGUGGGAGUGAUUAAGAGCACGCACAGAAAGAGAAGAGCUUCCCAGGAGGUCAACUUGGAGACACUGGCUCAGAAGGCAUCAGAGAUGGAGUCCUUACCUUCACAUAGCAUGACGCAGGAGCAAGAGAAGGUCUGGAACUCCAGCACGGCUCCACAAGGCCCCGACAGAAGGAUUGCAGAGGACGAGUGGGCAAGCGCCAAGCGUUCACGUGAGGAGAGCAUGCUACCCUUGGUGCUGCCCGUAUCUGUGCCAGUACGUCGAGCCGAUCAGGAGCCAGCAAAACCGCCAAGUGGCUGGACCCAGCGGCCGCUACACGAACCGGUCCAAUGCGAGCGCAAGCCAUCUGUCAUUGUCACCCGUCGGCGCUCUCUGAGGAGCUCGCUGUCCGAAAGCACUGGCCAGAAUGGUGAAGGGGAAGGAGGGAAAGACGAUGAUGGGAAAGCAGCCAAGACGAGACGGCGACCGCGGCCUGAGCCCCUCUUCAUCCCCUCGCCCAAGACCGGCACUUUCAUCGCCCCUCCUGUGUACUCCAACGUCACGCCCUACCAGAGCCACCUGCGCUCACCUGUACGUCUGGCAGACACCCCCAUCACCCUGCCCCCCUACACCCCGCCCCCCAUCCUCAGUCCCGUGCGGGAAGGCUCCGGCCUCUACUUCUCCACGUUUAUGUCCUCCGGCGUCGCGAACGCCCCGUGCCUGGGCCCCCCCCCACCGGCGACCCCAAAAUCUGCCUCACGCAGCCUGCUCCGCUCCAGCAGUUGUGAUAUCACACCCCCACUGCUGUGUGCAGUGAACGAGGCCACCCCAGUCAGCAUUGAGCCACGGAUAAACAUUGGAAAUCGGCACCAGGCAGAGGUGCCAGAAUUGCGAGUUCGUGCAGCAGCCCAUCAGGACGAGCAUCGGGCAGAACUCGUGUGGGCGCCCCAGCACGAGCUAGAAUCCACCCACCCAGCGCGAGUGGAUGACCUGAUGCACCUGGCCUGCUCCAGCGUCUUCCCUGGGGGGGGGACAAACCAGGAGCUGGCGCUGCAUGGUCUGUAUGAGUGCAAGGGGGACGUUCUGGAGACCCUCACUCUGCUCCUGCUACAGAAGCCCAUGUUCACCAAGACCCACCCACUCGCUGACUAUCACUACUCCGGCUGUGACAGCUGGACGUCAGCAGAGAGGCGGUUGUUCAACAAAGGGAUUGCUACCUACAAGAAGGAUUUUUUCAUGGUGCAGAAGAUAGUCAGCACCAAGACCGUGGCACAAUGUGUGGAGUUUUACUACACCUAUAAGAAACAGGUGAAAAUUGGCCGCAGUGGGACCCUGGUCUAUGGAGACCUGGAGCCCCCUGAGACUUGGGCCGCGGAGGUGGAGCUGGAUGUCAGGAGCUCACAGCAAUUGAAACCAAUGAAGGUGGAGGAAGGGAAGAACUGGGAGGAGUCAUGUGACAGGAAGCAGGCCUGCAGCCCCGCGAGGGUGACGCAGCUACUACAGGUGUCUGAGAAUGAUGGUGCCCUGCUGGUCUACAAGAGCCUGCAGGAAAAGAUGGAGGUGGAACCGUCCCAGAUCCGGCCCCUGAACCCUCGUCCUGCACCCAAAAAACCAAGCGCUGACUCGGGGAAGAAGACCGCGCCAGGUGCUGCCAAAGGCCCGGAGGGGGAGUUUCCCUGCAAGAAAUGUGGCAGGGUGUUCUACAAGGUGAAGAGCCGCAGCGCGCACAUGAAGAGCCACGCGGAGCAGGAGAAGAAGGCGGCGGCGCUGCGGCAGAGAGAGGCAGAGCAGCGGGCGGCGGCAGCCAUAGCCGCGGUAGCGGCGGCGACGGCCGGACAGAAUGGCACCAGGGAGCACGGCGGAGACGCCGGCGGGGACAGCAGCGACGAGUCCUCUGUGGAAGGGGAAGACGCAGACGACGAAGACUGGCACUGAGGCUCGCCUGAAAGCGGCGCGUGGGGAAGAAGAUGCUCAGCUUGCUGCCCACUGGCGACUCGCGAAUAAAGUCACAGAUUCUAAUUCUGUGUUUUUUUAUCGCUGGAUUUUGGGACAGACUUGCUGUGCGUGUGCACUUGUAAGAAAGAGGGGUUGGGUUUGGGAAUGAGGCUGGAGUUUAGGGGAGAGAGACACUGGGUCACCAUGUUUAUUCUACUGUUCUAUUUGGCUUUUCAGAUGUCAUCUUUUUUACCGUAUUUACUGUAAUGUGUGAGCAAAUAAUAUAUAUAUACAUAUUUUUGCAGGAUGCAUAAGGCACUGACCCGGUAUUUUUUUGCCACUCCCUAGUCCAUCCAAGCCCCUCAGCACUUUCAGUCUGAUCCAGCACUGAUAUUCAGAGCAAAAUUUAUAUGUAUCCUGAGCCUUUUAGGAUUGGCACACAUUGUAUGUCAGACUGAUCUUUACUCAUUUUAAUAUAUUGUUGGUAAUAAUAUAUUUAAAUAAAGUUGAUGAAAUACAAAGUUGACCGCUGUCAGACCAUUAAAGAUGGGGCUUCUCACAAGAGGACUAUGAAAUGCAUAUACUCAGCUGGGCCUCAUUUUUUUAAAUAUAAUUUUUAUAUGUAUAUUUUUAAUACAGCCAAAAGCUUGCACAACCCUGUGUCCAACAAAUUUGGGUUUUUGUGUUAUUCUGUACUAUUUUCCCGUGUGUUUAUUUUUUAAUCUUAUGCUUUAGAUAUCCGGAAUGCUUUUUACCUUUACAGGACAAUCAAUUUUACAGACUUUUUUAUAUUCAAAAACUUUAAGUGGAUGCUGUUAUUACAGUUUUUUGCUAUGUUGUUAUCAUGAUGUUGUAUUUGGUUUUUUGGUAAAUAUUAAGUUGUUAGUUCUUUUUUGUCAUCUGGUAUAAAGAGCUGUACUCUGGUUAGCUGUUUCACGUUUUAACGUUGAAGGUAAUAAUUGCCAUUAAGUGCAAUACAAUGUCUUGGUGAAAAUUGUGCAAUUCUUAAACACUGUGUCUAUUCACCUCAUCCCUUACAGAUGUAUGAUCAACUCUGUUCUGCUGUAAUGCAUGAUAAGGAAACAUUUUGACCUGUGCUUUUCACUCUGGCCAUUUUUGUUAUAAUCACAGGAAUGGUGAAGGAUCCUCUGAUAUUAAAAUGGCCAAAGAUUGGACCAGUUUAAAAAAAAUAAUAAAACAAAACAGCCAGUCCAAGCAGCCGGCCUGUACUCCAGCAGCCGGCCUACUGGACCAUGUCUCCAUGACAACAGUCAUCCUUGAAUACAGUCUUUCCCUUGAUGGAAAGUUACAGAGAAAAGGAUGAAUGGAUCUACUCAGUUUUUUCUAGUUUUACUUGCCUAUGCACAAAGAAAUAUGUGUUUGUGUGUAUAACGUAUAGCAUUCGCUGUGAUGUCCUUUGUCUUUACUGUGGGAGACCCUUCCCAGGGGUUACAUUUUGUAUGUUAUCUCUCUCUCUAUAUAAAAUUAUUCUUAUAGUCCAGAGUCACAGGUUGUGCUGCUUUUUGACUUUUUAAAUAUAAAAUAAGAUUUAAAAUAAAUUGGCCGGCAAUUGUUAAGAUACAAAUAUUCCUUGCCGUAGUCUUGUGUGAUGAAGGGAACGACGGAAGCCAGUAUUUAUAUAAAUUCGUAUGUAUGUAUGAAUUAUAUUUAUCCAUAUAUGAAAUAUUUUCAUAUGAAGCCAUCACACUAAAAGCUCAGAUUGCUAGGUUAUCUCAAGUACUUUUACUACAUUGUAAAUUAUUUAUUUCAUUUCACUUGUGUUUUGAAUAAUAAAAAGGAAAACUGAUCAUUUACAAAAAAAAAUGA